AUGUCACCAGCUCUAAAGCGCUUCCGCCGAUAUCUGGUCUUGUUCUCCGGCGGCGGCCGUGUCACGGUGGAGCUUCGCCGUGAGCCAGCGGUACCAAUACUUACUCGACAAGUCGAACCCAUACGUACGCAAGCGCUGGAUCGCGUUCGCUGCAAUCGCGAUCAUAUACGUCCUCCGAGUGUCAUCUUCCCGGGUUUCUACCUCGUAUCGUACGCUCUCGGAAUCUACAUCCUCAAUCUCCUCAUCGGGUUUCUCUCUCCUCAGGUCGAUCCACAAUUCCAAGACCUCUCCGAUGGCCCCUCACUCCCCAUCCGGAACUCCGACGAGUUUCGCCCCUUCGUUCGCCGACUUCCCGAAUUCAAGUUCUGGUAUUCGAUCACAAGAGCCUUUUGCAUUGCCUUUGUGAUGACAUUCUUCAGCAUAUUUGAUGUGCCUGUGUUUUGGCCAAUACUCCUUUUCUACUUUGUGAUGCUGUUCACACUUACCGUGAAGCGACAGAUACUACAUAUGAUUAAGUACAGAUACGUUCCAUUCUCCGUUGGGAAGCAGCGAUAUGAUGUAAAAGACGAGGAUUCAGCUGAAAGCACAAGUCUGCUUCCUAGAGAUUGAAAAUUCAGCUAGAGCUUUUUGAGGAUGCGAUGGUAAUAGAAAUUGUACCAAAAACUUGGUGUCUGCACCUUCGUUGACAGUCCUCUCUGAAUUUUCUCCAAGCU
Molecule: messenger RNA, 713 nt
Organism: Camellia sinensis
Lineage: Eukaryota; Viridiplantae; Streptophyta; Magnoliopsida; Ericales; Theaceae
Source: RefSeq, a predicted model, not a curated record